Molecule: messenger RNA, 1763 nt
Organism: Telopea speciosissima
Lineage: Eukaryota; Viridiplantae; Streptophyta; Magnoliopsida; Proteales; Proteaceae
Product: ectonucleotide pyrophosphatase/phosphodiesterase family member 3-like
Exons: 1
Coding region: 32-1504 (490 amino acids)
Cellular component (GO): vacuole
Source: RefSeq, a predicted model, not a curated record
GGGAGAGAGGUGGAGAAGCAAAUUCUCUUCAAUGAGUUCUGCUACCCUUCCCGUCUUAGUCCCUUCCAAGCCCAACUCUUCACCCGAACCGGAGGAAGAUCCUCCCAACGCUUCCACUGCCCUCCUCUCCUUCAACACCGAUUCCUCCUCCCUAAACCACCCUACUCAGAAACCCAUCACCGUCAUCCUCUUCAUUGCCCUCCUUCUCAUCACCUGCAUCUCCCUCGCUGCUUGUGGCGCCUUUGCCUUCCUCUUCUUCUCCUCAUCUCGCGGCCCCAAAUCCUUUUCUCCUUCAGAAACUACGGCUCGCCCCUUCACCAAACUCGAUCAUCCCAUUGUUCUCCUAAUCUCUUCUGACGGGUUCCGAUUUGGAUUUCAAUUCAAGACCCCUACACCCAACAUAGGUCGUCUGAUCGCCAAUGGUACCGAGGCCGACACGGGUCUCAUCCCUGUCUUCCCAACUCUUACGUUCCCUAAUCAUUACUCCAUUGUCACCGGUCUCUACCCGGCUUACCAUGGCAUCAUCGAUAAUUAUUUCGUCGACCCUGUCACCGGCGACGCUUUCAACAUGCACAGUCACGAAUCGAAGUGGUGGCUGGGCGAACCCUUGUGGGAAACCGUGGUCAACCAUGGAAAGCAAGCUGCUACCUAUUUCUGGCCCGGUUCCGAAGUACACAAAGGUUCCUGGAAUUGCCCUUCGAAUCUCUGCCGAUAUUACAAUGGUUCCGUGAAUUUCGAGGAACGGGUCGAUACAAUUCUGCAAUACUUUGAUCUCCCCAGUAGUGAGAUACCUGUGUUCAUGACUCUGUAUUUCGAUGACCCGGAUUAUGAGGGUCACAAGGUUGGACCUGACGAUCCGGCGAUCACCGAAGCAGUUGCCAGGAUUGAUAAGAUGAUCGGGAGGUUGAUUGAAGGGCUGGAGAAGAGAGGGAUUUUUGAGGAUGUCUCCAUAAUUAUGGUGGGUGAUCAUGGGAUGGUUGGUACCUGCGAUAAAAAGCUCAUCUAUCUGGAUGAUCUCUCCCCCUGGAUUGAUAUCCCGAAGGAUUGGGUUCAGUCGUAUACUCCUCUGCUUUCGAUUCGGCCUCCUGCAGAUAUCUCACCUUCAGAUGUCGUAACCAAGAUGAUGAACAGUUUGAGUUCGGGGAAGGUCGAUAAUGGUAAGAAUCUCAGGGUUUUUCUGAAGGAGGAUCUUCCUGAACGACUUCAUUAUGUGGAGAGCGAUAGAAUCUCACCCAUAAUAGGACUAAUUGCAGAAGGGUUUAAGGUAGAGCAGAGUAGAUCGAAGCGGAAAGAAUGUGGAGGAGCGCAUGGAUAUGACAAUGCAUUCUUCUCCAUGAGAUCUAUCUUCAUUGGUCAUGGACCUCAGUUUGCCAGAGGUCGCAAGGUACCAUCGUUCGAGAAUGUCCAGAUAUACAAUCUAGUCACUUCUAUCCUUAAGAUACAGGGAGCUCCCAAUAAUGGGUCAGCUUCGUUUCCAGAAACUGUUCUUUUGUCUAGCCCCUGAUGUCCAGUUAAUGAGCAUACUUGGAGGGAUGUCUGUUGAAACAGUUAUGGUCAACACAGAGCAACACAAUUAUCGCCGAGGUAAUGCAUUGUAUAUGAUCGAAACAUCGCGGCAAUGGGUUUUCUGAGUUCUUAAAAUUUAACUAGACUAGAUUUUGCAGCAGUGGAACAAUGUUAAGUGGUCAUAGAAUUCCAUAUGAUCUCUUAUUUAUCAUGUGUAGAAUCUGUUGAUGAUGGCAUCCUUACAACUCUUUUCCAUC